Molecule: messenger RNA, 1272 nt
Organism: Thamnophis elegans (Western terrestrial garter snake)
Lineage: Eukaryota; Metazoa; Chordata; Lepidosauria; Squamata; Natricidae
Gene: FAM219A
Product: family with sequence similarity 219 member A
Exons: 6
Coding region: 138-695 (185 amino acids)
Source: RefSeq, a predicted model, not a curated record
GUCACGACGGCCGGCUCUGGCUCCUCUGGCGGCGGGAUGAGGCGGGCGGCAUCGGAAGGCCACCCCCGGCCUCAGUGAGGCUGCCGAGGCCUUCCUCCCUUCUCCUCCUCCUCCUCCUUUCACAGCCCGCCGGCAUCAUGAUGGAGGAGAUCGACCGCUUCCAGGUGCCCGCCGUGCGCGCAGAGAUGCAGCCGUUGGAUCCAGCGGCCGCCUCCAUCUCGGACAGAGACUGUGACCCCAGAGAGGGCGAGACCGUAGCCAUGAAUUACAAACCGUCUCCCCUGCAGGUGAAACUAGAGAAACAGCGAGAGCUGGUUCGGAAGGGGUCCCUGAAAAAUGGCACCAUGGGGAGCCCGGUUAACCAACAACCCAAGAAGACCAACGUCAUGGCUCGGACAAGGCUGGUCGUUCCGAAUAAAGGCUACUCCUCAUUAGAUCAAAGUCCUGACGAAAAACCAUUGGUGGCGCUGGACACAGACAGUGAUGACGACUUUGACAUGUCCAGAUAUUCCUCUUCGGGGUAUUCUUCAGCUGAGCAGAUUAACCAGGAUUUGAACAUCCAACUCCUCAAGGACGGCUACCGGCUGGACGAGAUUCCCGACGACGAGGACCUCGACCUGAUCCCGCCCAAGUCCGUCAACCCCACCUGCAUGUGCUGUCAAGCCACCUCUUCCACUGCCUGCCACAUCCAGUAACCGGAGGGGGGCGCGGGGCGGGAGGGGGAGCGCCAGGCCAAGCCGCAGAGCGACCGGCGCCUUCCAUGAUAACUGUAAAACCUAACAGCCAUUGCUUCCUCCUAUGGUAGGACGUGCAACUCUUCGUGUUCAUUAGAAGUCAGGAGAAACCCAAAAAAAACAAAAAGACAAAAAACUAAAAAAAAAAAAAAAAAAAUCCCUUAAAAAGAUUUAAUAACGAUAUUAACCAUUUUAAGACCCUCUUCCGUCUCUUUCUCUCUCUCUCUCCCUCUUUCUCUCUUUAUUUGUGUUCCUUUUGUGUUCAAACUGUAGUAAGUGAGCUGAGGAGGUGCUGCGUACAGGAAAAGUUUGCUUAUCUCGUGGGAAUUCAGGACGGGGUUCAAGAAUCGCCCAUAAUGGUUCCAGAGAUGGGUGGGUGGUUCGGCUUGAGGAUGCCGUAGGGCAGAGCCCUCUGACCUUGGCAACCUUCAUAUCUGAGGACUUCAACUCCCAGAAUUCCCCCCGAGUCUGAAGGUUGCUAAGGUCCAGAUAUCUCUACUCUUAAGGGGUCUCUAGAGCAGUGUUUCCCAAACUUGGC